Molecule: messenger RNA, 1972 nt
Organism: Paramecium octaurelia
Lineage: Eukaryota; Ciliophora; Oligohymenophorea; Peniculida; Parameciidae
Source: the annotation of a GenBank genome assembly
AUGAUUAACUCAUAAUCAUAACCUAUUCACUUAAAUUAAAGUGCCUUUCCUAUAAGCGAACCAACCUUGGAGUAGAUCAAUAAAAAGCAAUAUGGAGACACUCUCAAACAAUAGAUUGAAUAAAAAAAGAUGAGACAAUAAUAAGAAAAGAUUUAGGAAAGACUUUUGGUAAUAGAUGACAAUAAUUUAAAAGGAAUUGUAGUUGGCAAAUGGUCAAACAAAUUCUGGAAGAGGAGGGGGAGGAGCACCUUUAAGAGAUCCAUAUGGAAAUAUAACUGUAAAUAAUAAUCAAUACCAUUAUCAUUAGACUACAAGGAAGAAUCCCAUGGAUCCCAAUUUAUAAUCAGCCUAAUUAUUUGGUCCAUCUAAUUCUUCAAUAUCAUCAAGCCAAUUUGAUAAUAAUGCGAGCUUAAGUUAAUUUCCUUCGUAAUAAUAAAGACUCAUUACUUCAAAUCAAAGUAUGGUUAAUUUAUCAGUUUCUAAUAAUGUAUAAAAUUGAUUAAAUUAGAGUAUGAAUCAAAGUUAAUUGAGAUAAAUUGGGGAAUAGAUUGCUUUUAAUGAGAAAAGAUAAAAAUAAUUUUUUUUACAAAGAGAAUUAGUUUAAUAAAUGGAAGAGGCUGAAAGGAAAAAAAAAGAAGAAAAUUUGAGAAUUAAAAGGGAUAAAGAACUGGAUGAUUUGAGAGUAAUAAGAGAGAGAGAAGAAUUGGAAAGAAAAAUGAGAGACGAAUUUGGAAUUGAUAAACUCGAAAAAAGAAAUUUAUAAGAAACCAAUUUUGAUGUGGAUGGCUUGAAAGCAUUGAAAAGAUUAGAAAUGUUAAAAUAUUAAAAUGAGUUAAUUGAAUAAUAGAAUAGAAAGAAUGCCAAAAAAGGUGUACGAUAAAGAACUCCUGUGUAAGAUGCAGAGAGAAACAAUAAGGAUUAAUAAAAUGAUUUAAUGAAAUCUAGAAUUGAAUAAAGAAUAAUAAAAGAAUUACCUAUUGAAGUUGAAAAAACUGUCAGAGAUACCAUUAAUGCUGAAUUGUAAAGAUUAAGAUAAGAAAUGAAUCUUCAAACUAAUUAAGUUUCUGAAUAAGUAGUUUAAUUGAAAGGCUAAUUACUAAAAGCAAAUGAGAAUAGACAUUAUAAUGAAGAUUAAUUAAGAAGAUUAAAAGAAGAAUUAAGAUAAACUUAAAUUGUAGAUGAAAUUAGGCAAAGAGAGCUUUACCAAGCCUUUUUAAGUUAGGAUAAAACUCGAUAAAUAAUUGAUACCACAUAAAGAUUAAUGACUCCAGAAGCUAUGAAAUUUACAUUUCCAAAAAGACCAAGGCCUUAUUACAAUUUAUCAGAUCCAUAUUUAGGCACCAAUGAUGAAGCAAACAAAGAUCUUAAUUAGAUAUUUAAUGAUACUACAUAAAUGGUACCGGUUUCUUAUGAUUUUGGAAGCAACAAUUAUGAUAAAGAUAAAAUAGAGGAUAAGAUGCUUUAUUCGAAAGAGGAAAUGACAGAAAAUGGAAGAUUAGGUGUAGAAAUGAAUCCAAAUGAUCUACAAAUGCCUGAAGAUUAUCUGAAUAGGCAAAAACUCUAUGUUGCUAAAAAGUAUGUCGAUACUCGUCCUGGGAAUAAUUAUGAUUUGACAAACUAUGAUAAAGCAUCGAUUUCUCCAUAAACAAAUUACGUUUCUCUAAUUAGUAGUACUCACCCUCAUUAUAUUAUGGAAGAAGAUGAAGUCAAAGAUGUAAUACACAAAUAUUCUGGUAAUGAAUUAAUAGUAUGAAUAGAUAAGUUGGAUAAAUUAGAGGAGAUUGAUGCUCAUCAAUAAAGAAAGAAUUAUAAUUAAAUGGAUUCUGCAUUAUAAGAUCUACUAGAAUAACAAUAGAAUAAAAUCAAUCGAAUAGAUUAAUACAAAGAACAUUUUGAAUACAAUGACUAUUAUUCUCCUGAUUACUAAGGUACUAAAUUUUAUAAUAAAAUGGCCAAUAUUUUAUCAAAUUGA